GAGAGUUCGUCGGAUCGAGGCCAUCUGAUCGAAAUAAACUUUCACAUGAUCCGGCGUAACAGACGACGAUUAUGAAGCGAAUCCAAUGGAAAAUUUCGUUAGGAUUGCGUUAGAUUACAGCAGAAUUCUCCGAGGAGAUCCAGAGAAGCGGAGGCGGCGAAGAUCUAGAACGAGGAGGAGGAGGAGGAGGAGGAAUUCAGUUUUGGUGGGGUGGCUUUACCGCGGAGGCGCGGAGGGUAGGGGAGGGGUGCGCAGUGCGCACAAGGGAGCGAGAUUAUUGGGAGUCGUGUUCGCUUAUUCUAAGCUACGCGUUGUGUGGCAAGUGGAGGUGGAGACGUGGCGAGUGGACACAUUAAGUACACGCUAAUCGUGUGAUUACUUGGGUACGUGACGGUGCAAAAGUGCUAAUCAUUCGGCAAUAUUUUUCCUAAGGUAAUUACUUUAUUAGCAAUGUGCCUUAUCAACACUUCUUACUAAAUUUAACUCUAGCUA
Molecule: messenger RNA, 492 nt
Organism: Rubroshorea leprosula
Lineage: Eukaryota; Viridiplantae; Streptophyta; Magnoliopsida; Malvales; Dipterocarpaceae
Source: the annotation of a GenBank genome assembly